Carassius carassius (crucian carp) is the source of this 1983-nucleotide messenger RNA. RefSeq names its product coiled-coil domain containing 107 (gene ccdc107). The coding region runs from base 95 to 997 and encodes 300 amino acids. Gene Ontology annotation, biological process: protein localization to cell surface; synaptic transmission, cholinergic. Gene Ontology annotation, cellular component: neuronal cell body; intracellular membrane-bounded organelle; neuron projection. NCBI's taxonomy places the organism in Eukaryota, Metazoa, Chordata, Actinopteri, Cypriniformes, Cyprinidae. The transcript is spliced from 6 exons. The record is from RefSeq and is a predicted model, not a curated record.
GCGCGAUUUCUGUCGCACAAACACACCGAAGGAGGCAUUUAGUCAACAACAGUGGAGGAAUCGUCCUCUUAAAUGUAUUAAUUGUGGCUCGGAGAUGGCGCUCUCCUCCUCGCAGCAGCUCGUCAUGGCGUUCACGGCGGUGCUGCUGGUGUUUGUGUUAUUCCCGCGGAUGUUCGGCGGCGGAGGAAGCAGAGACGGCCAGCCGUUCGAUCCGCGGAUCAGCAGUGGAGGUCCUGGUUCUCAGCAGCAGAUCCACAGGAGCGCUCAGAGCCUGGAGAACAUGCAGCAGAUGAAGAAACUCAUGGAGCAGGAGCUGAAGAGCGACAAAUACAAACCCAGCAGCAAUAAGGGCUAUGUCUUCACCCUCAUGCCCAUCUACGCCAUCGGUGUCGGGCUUUUCGCUGCGUAUAAGUUUCUAAAGAUAAAGUCUGCAAGCGAUUCUGAAGCUCAAAAAGCCAAAACAGCUCGAGGAGUGAAGAAAUCCGAGGAGACAGAGAAUCAGCUGAAUGAGCUGGAGCAGAGAUUGGCUCAGACCGAGAAGAUGCUCAGCUCCAUCCUGACCCAGCUGGACCCGCUUACCAACUGUGUGAAGUUUGUUGCCAUGGAGCAGAAGAGCGAGAUCAUGUCGCAGCUGCAGUGCAUUCGGCAGCUAAUGAAGAAGAGAGGCAUGAAGUGUCCAAACAUCAGGAUAGAAGAGCCGACAUGUGAGCGCAACAUAGACAAACUCAUUGAGACUUUGGCCACCGCCGAGACGCUUCCAGAAACUCACACUGAAGCACAGCCUCAUGAUCACCGAGAGCUCAGGCCUAUGUCUGAGUCUGAGGAAGAGGAGAACAGAGCUGCGGCGGGAGAAGAAGAGGACGUGGGAAGCGAGAGUGACUCGAGUAUGCCUUCCCUCGAGGACUCUGCUGACAUCAGUGUAGAUGAUGUUACAGUCACUCACAAUCAUCCAGAAGAUCUGACAGCUGGAUUACGAAGACGCAACAGGCCAGAGUAACUGUGACGAGAAUCAGACGCAAAUCUAUUUAUAUAUUUAUUUUAUUGCUUGUAAUGAAGCAGUCAACACUACUUACUGGUUUCAAUGCCUACGUCUACAUAUUUUACUGCAUUUGAAGUUAAUUGAAAUCAAAAUCCACUUUUUUAUCCAGAAUUUUAUUAUUAUUAUUAUAGUAAUGUUUAUAAAAGAAGUCGCUUAUGUUUACCAUGGCUGCUUGUAUUUGAUCAAAAAUGCUGUCAAAAUUGUGAAAUAUUAUUGCAAUUUAAAAUAGCCGUUUCCCAUGUAAAUAUAUUGUAAAAUGUGAAUUAUUCCUGCGAGGCAAAGCUGAAUUUUCUUCUUCUUUUUAUUUCAUUAGUCUUUUUUAAAAUCUUAUUUGUGCUAAAAGUUUGCAUUGUAGCUUAUUAUGGUUACCACAAAAUAUUAAGCAGCAGAAAUUCAGCUUUGCAUCAGAGGAAUAAAUUAAAUUUUUAAAUAUAUUCGUGUAGAUGACUGUUAUUUUACAUUGUAGUAAUAUUUCACAAUAUUACUGAUUUUACUGGAUUUUUUAAAUCAAAUAAUUAAUCAGUGAGGUUAUUCCAAAGCAGAAAAUGUCAUUUUAUUUGUUUAUUUUUAUCACAGUGUAAUAACUUGCUGACCUCAUCAAGGUCAUGUGAGUAGGGAAAAUAAUAUCAAGGCUGCUAUCUGCCUUUUGUGGAUUGUGUGUCAUUUGCAUGUUUGCAGUGUCCUCUGGAGGAGGUUUAUCACAGCUGCAUGAUUCUGGUAAGACAAUAUGCUAUGAUGCUUUUCAGAUGUAAGGACCUCAAACGGGAGGUUUUUAGAGAGGCAUUAAAGCUUUGAGCUUUAGUUUUAUAAAAAAAUUUAGAGCUUGAAUCAAAUACCAAACACUUAAUGUGAUCGUACGUGAGAUGAUGUUCAUGCACGCUGUUGCAUUCUGUGCCACUUUUCUCAAAUGUAAUGCUUUUAUAAAUCUGCUUUUCACAGCCUGA